Scophthalmus maximus (turbot) is the source of this 1599-nucleotide messenger RNA. Its product is annotated as intermediate filament protein ON3. Bases 1 to 1131 code for a protein of 376 amino acids. The transcript is spliced from 8 exons. Gene Ontology annotation, cellular component: keratin filament. Lineage: Eukaryota; Metazoa; Chordata; Actinopteri; Pleuronectiformes; Scophthalmidae. The record is from RefSeq and is a predicted model, not a curated record.
AUGUCUCAACAGAGAGAUUACAGCAGCCAGUCGUACUCCCCCGGCGGCGCGGGACCGGCCCGCUGCCAACCCACCCACCACCGGAUCAACCCGGCGGGCAAAUCCAGGGAGAAGGACGACAUGGUGGGACUCAAUGACAAGUUCGUCCAACUGAUUGACAAGGUGAAGAACCUGGAGGACGAGAACAAAAAGCUUGACACCAAGCUGGGGAUCCUCAAGGAGCAGGAGGAGUACGAGGGGAAGGUGGACGACAUUGUCAAGCAGCUGGAGAACGAGCUGGAGCAGCAGAUCGAGAGCCUGCUGCGCGACCAAGAGAAUCUGCAGGACGAGCUGCUCAAGAAGCACGAGGAGGUGGAGAACACCAAGCAGAGGUAUAAGGACGAGCUGCAAAAGAAAGCUGAUGUGGAGAAUGAUUUCAUCGUCACCAAAAAGGAUGUAGAUGAUGGUCACUUGGAGCAAGUCAAUCUGGCUCUGGAGCUGGAGGACCUGAUGGGAAAACUGGACUUCCUCCGGGUCGGCUACGAUGAGGAGAUCAAGGAGCUGGAGUCGCUCGUCCAGAACAAGACGGUGAUCCUGGCCGACAACAGCAAGCGGUUUCUGGACAUGGACGAGAUCGUCGAGAGUGUCAAGAAUCAGUAUGCCAAGGUGGCCACCCGCACCAGGGAGGAGGCUGAGCAGUGGAACCAGAGAAAGAUGGACGCCAUGGUCCUAACUGCAGGACAACGUGAGCAGGAAGUGCGCGAUGUGAAGAGGGAGAUCUCAGACAUGCUGCGCCUCAUCCAGAGACUCAAUGGGGACCUGGACGCUCUCAUCAGGAAGGAAGUAGCUCUGAGGAAGGACAUCGGCGUCCUCAGCGCCAAGGGCGACAGCAACCUGGAGAAGGCCGGGGAGGACAUUGCCCAGCUGGAGGAGGCUUUGAGGCGGGCCAAGCAGGACCUGGCCGGACAGAUCCGUGAACACCAGGAGCUGAUGAACCUGAAGCUGGCCCUGGACAUUGAGAUCGCCACCUACCGCAAGCUGCUGGAGGGCGAGGAAGAGAGAUAUCUAAAAACAAAUCAACCAAUCCACGUCCUUACUUGCACGCAGACACUUACCCGCCCGAGAAGUCCCGAGCCCCAGAACUCGCCGUAACCCCGCCACUGCAGCGCGCCGCCUCCAAUAAACGUGUCCUGAUCCGGGUGGAGGUUGAGUUGGGCAGAGUCGUGUCCGAAAGCUCCUGUUACGCUGAAGAUUGACCGGGACUGUCCCUCACGGCUCAGUCCGCAGCAUUACAGCAUAUCCACAAAAUGUGAAUUCAAGAACGUCAAAUUAAGUUAAACAUAUAGUUGAAUAAAUUAUACUCAUAGAGUAUCCUCAUGAAACUUUUAAUGCAAUAAUUAAUCUCUUUUUUGACAACUGCUUCUCGAGAGGUUGAACAUUUUCCCUAGAAUUACUGCGUGAAGUUGGAGACAUUUGGUUUACUGUAUGUCAAGCGGUGUUUUUUCAGAUUUUCUUAUCUUGUGUUCUCAUUCAGCAUCAGUGUAUUCAUCUGUCAUACCUUUGUGAGCGAAAUUGGAAUAAGAAUUUGUCUUUGUGAACAAUAAAAAAAAAAGGAACUUG